This is a messenger RNA of Vicia villosa (hairy vetch), 562 nucleotides long. RefSeq lists its product as uncharacterized. Gene Ontology annotation, cellular component: photosystem I. The transcript has 3 exons. NCBI's taxonomy places the organism in Eukaryota, Viridiplantae, Streptophyta, Magnoliopsida, Fabales, Fabaceae. The record is from RefSeq and is a predicted model, not a curated record. Gene Ontology annotation, biological process: photosynthesis. The coding region runs from base 71 to 457 and encodes 128 amino acids.
UAAGUUAUGGUUGUAACAAAACAAAAGAAAACAAACUAAAGUGAAGAUAGAUAGAUAGAUAGUAUAUGCAAUGAGUUCCAUUGGACAAACCAUGUUAAUGGCACUAACAGUAACAGUAAACAAGUAUGCAUCUUCCAAUAUACAAGCAGUCCAUAACAGAAAACAACCAAACCAAACAUUAACCAGCACCAACGUAGGAUUUGGAAGGAGAGGACUCGUCUUAUCAGCUGUUGUUGCUGCAACUCAAAUCCCUGAGUCAAGAACACAGCUUCUUCAAAAAUAUUUGAAGAAAUCAGAGGAAAACAAGGAGAAAAAUGACAAAGAGAGAGUGGAUAGUUAUUACAAACGUAACUACAAGGAUUAUUUUGAAUUUAUAGAAGGGAGUUUGAAAGGAAAAGAUGGGAAAGUUUCAGAAGCACAAAAGGGUAUUCUUGAUUGGCUUGAAGCUAACAAGUGAUGAUUUAGAGUAGCUAGCUACUUUUCAAUUAUCUACACCCUUUACAACUGUACAUUGUAUCCAAAUAGUUUUGUAGUCCAAUAGAUUUUGAUUUCCUGUGUCUUA